This is a messenger RNA of Pungitius pungitius (ninespine stickleback), 2552 nucleotides long. It is a transcript of the gene csnk1db, whose product is annotated as casein kinase 1, delta b. Lineage: Eukaryota; Metazoa; Chordata; Actinopteri; Perciformes; Gasterosteidae. Gene Ontology annotation, molecular function: ATP binding; protein serine/threonine kinase activity. The record is from RefSeq and is a predicted model, not a curated record. The transcript is spliced from 10 exons. Gene Ontology annotation, cellular component: nucleus; cytoplasm; spindle microtubule. Bases 391 to 1617 code for a protein of 408 amino acids. Gene Ontology annotation, biological process: endocytosis; signal transduction; peptidyl-serine phosphorylation.
CGUCAACAGACAACUGAAGGAAACAAAUCGGGCAGUGAAGUGACGCGGCGAACGAUUCCAUGUUAAUCUAUCUGCAAAAUCCGCCUCCAUCCUUUUAAUUUGGGACUAGAAUGACCUCCGAAAUACGGGGAACAUCAACUACGCGUCUCGCACAACCGAAUGAUAUCGAUAUCUUAUGUCUUCGUCUCUCAGAAAGAUAAAAAAAGCAUGUCGACAUCUUACAUUGUAACAAUAGGAACUGGGAUCCUGGGGGGUUCGUGCAUUGAGGGGGCUGUAAAGGAGUCCCAGAAGGCGGACUAACCGAGGUAAACAAAGGUUAAACGCUCAGCAUCAACGAUAAGUAGCGUUUAACUGCCGACAUCGCAUUAGUCCACAUUCGCUACCAGCAACAUGGAGCUGAGAGUGGGUAACCGGUACCGACUGGGCAGAAAAAUCGGAAGUGGGUCUUUCGGGGACAUCUAUUUAGGCACAGAUAUUUCAGUGGGGGAAGAGGUUGCGAUUAAAUUGGAAUGUGUGAAGACCAAACACCCCCAGCUGCACAUCGAGAGCAAGAUCUACAAGAUGAUGCAAGGAGGAGUGGGCAUUCCAACCAUAAAGUGGUGCGGGGCAGAAGGGGAUUACAAUGUGAUGGUGAUGGAGCUGCUGGGGCCCAGCCUGGAGGAUCUCUUCAACUUUUGCUCCCGCAAAUUCAGCCUCAAGACCGUCCUACUGCUUGCUGAUCAGAUGAUCAGUCGCAUUGAGUACAUUCACUCCAAGAACUUCAUCCACAGAGAUGUGAAGCCGGAUAAUUUCCUGAUGGGACUGGGCAAAAAGGGCAACCUGGUGUACAUCAUCGACUUUGGCCUGGCUAAAAAGUAUCGUGAUGCUCGCACACACCAGCACAUCCCCUACCGCGAGAACAAGAACCUGACUGGCACUGCCCGCUACGCCUCCAUCAACACACAUCUGGGGAUUGAGCAGUCUAGGCGUGAUGACCUCGAGUCUUUGGGAUAUGUUCUCAUGUAUUUUAAUCUGGGCUCGUUGCCCUGGCAAGGCCUCAAGGCCGCCACCAAGAGGCAGAAGUAUGAACGGAUCAGUGAGAAGAAAAUGUCCACCCCUAUUGAGGUGCUUUGCAAGGGAUACCCCUCGGAGUUUGCGACCUACUUGAAUUUCUGUCGUUCCCUGCGCUUCGAUGACAAGCCAGACUACUCGUACCUACGGCAGCUCUUCAGGAACCUGUUCCACAGGCAGGGCUUCUCAUAUGACUACGUCUUUGACUGGAACAUGCUCAAGUUUGGAGCCAACCGUGCCGCAGAGGAAGCGGAGAGAGAGCGCCGGGACCGGGAGGACAGGCUGAGGCACGGCAGGAAUCCAGUGGCCCGCGGAACACCCGCUGCAUCAGGACGACCACGAGGAGCCCAGGAAGCAGCCCCACCCACCCCUCUGACACCCACCUCACACACAGCAAACACGUCCCCCCGACAAGUUACUGGGAUGGAGCGUGAACGGAAGGUCAGCAUGCGACUGCACCGCGGCGCUCCCGUCAAUGUGUCCUCGUCAGACCUCACAGGACGGCAGGAUACGUCUCGUAUGUCCACUUCGCAGAAUAGCAUUCCCUACGAGCAUCAUGCCAAGUAGACGCUCGCCACGUCCUUGUGUGACGGCGGCAACACUGGAUGGUCUCCGCUGUACCGACUGCUGGCGUCCAUCUCCUAGCUCCUCGAUGAGCCCCCACAAUGCACCUUGGCUGCACAAGCCCUCCUUUCUCCCGCCGCCCCUUCCUGUUCCUGCGUUCUGGUCUGAGCGACAAACACUAAACCGCGUUGAAUGGACAGUGCGUGUCCAGGACUGACGUGGCCGGUCUUUUCUAGGAAACUGAGGACAACUGCUGUCGUCGAUGGCGCUCCAUUUCCACGAUCACGUCUGUGCAGUAUGACAGUUCACGCCAGAUCAAUAAAACUCUUGUGUAAGAUGCUAAACCAGCAGGUCUUCAUAAUCUAAAAUGAUCUACAUGUAUGAGUAGGUUUUGGGGUGUGAUGCUUUCCACUGAUAUUUUUAGGUUUCAGUUCAACCAUUGUUUCUGUCUUUAGUUAUCUUUAUUGACUAUAUAGCCAUGUGUCCUGAAUAAAAACAGUACUUGUUUGCAUGUUUUUGAGGUGUGUGUGAGGCUCGAGUGCUAGUUGAACCCAUGAGUGUACCAAAAACUGCUUUGGUGUCUUUGUAUCCAUUCAUUUGUUGGCAGGAUGUUGUGCGCCUGUUCUCCUGCCUCGAAGUCACUUUGUUUGCUUUGCCGUCAACGGCUCAGUAUUUGAGGCAAACUAAUAUUGCCACGUCACUGAAGACACAUGCUUUGUGAAUCGUUCCACUGCAGCAUCACUCUUUUGCUUUCUCUUCUAGUUAACACUAUUGGUAGGACUCUUCUCGCUGCGGCUCGUGUUCAUUUGAACUUUAACCCUUGACCUCUUGGUCAGCUGCUCAACACCUAGUGAAUUAUGGAAGUGGCAAGCUGUGCAAGUCACUUUCUCACAUUUGUAUUUGUGUACUUAAAGUGUAAAUAAAUUACUUGUACCUUA